This is a messenger RNA of Xenia sp. Carnegie-2017, 1506 nucleotides long. RefSeq names its product protein NDRG3-like. Gene Ontology annotation, cellular component: cytoplasm. The record is from RefSeq and is a predicted model, not a curated record. Lineage: Eukaryota; Metazoa; Cnidaria; Anthozoa; Malacalcyonacea; Xeniidae. The transcript has 5 exons. Gene Ontology annotation, biological process: signal transduction. The coding region runs from base 143 to 1300 and encodes 385 amino acids.
GAAAAGAUUUGAUGAGACUGAUGCAUUGGGUUCUAUUAUUUCCUGGUUUCUGGAGGGGAAAAUAGGUGUGGACGCGCUUAAUGCGUGUGUUUCUCGAGUAGAUCGCGUUGUUCGAGUGGGCAUCUUGUUCAAACAAAGACUCAUGUCUGUCUCAAAUUUUAAUGGUAAACAUGCGACGAAAGCGGAAAUCACCACGGGGGACCAAUCUGUCACAACAGAUUUUUUUCAAGCUGAAGUAAACAGAUCAAAACAAUACAGUGAACACACUCACGCAGGAGGAAUGGAAUUGCAAAACAUCAAACUCCUUGACAAGGAAGACGGGGAGAUUUUUCAUGUACCCGAAGAGAAAGCAUGUAUACGCAAAGAAGAAAUUCAAUCUAGCCGUGGUAAUUUUCAAGUUACAUUACAUGGCACCGAAGGUAAACCAGCCAUAGUGACAUUUCACGACAUUGGACAAAAUCACGUUUCGGCCUUUCAGAGUUUCCUAAACUGUCGCGAGAUGACUCCCAUCUUGCAUAGUUUUACGAUCUACCAUAUAGACGCACCGGGACAACACGAAGGAGCUGCCAAACUGCCGGAGACAUAUGUUUAUCCGACUAUGGAUGAAUUGGCUGAAAUGGUCGCCGAUGUGGUGGGCCACUUCAAAUUGAAAUCUUUUGUUGGACUUGGGAUUGGCGCAGGAGCAAAUAUCUUGUGUCGAUAUGGCUUAAAAUACCCGAAAAUUGUCGAUGGGCUUGUACUUCUUAACUGUUUUUCAGGAAAAAGUGGCUGGGUCGAAUGGGGUUAUGAAAAGAUUUCAUCUCAUCAAUUAAAGAAUAAGGGUAUGACGCCCUUCACAGAGGACUAUUUGGUUUGGCAUCAUUUUGGCAAAAGAUCAACUGAGGAAAAUAAGGAUUUGGUUGCAGCCUAUCGUAAUAGUCUUGAAACAUCUUUUAAUCCUUUCAAUCUUGGUUUGUUUGUUGAGUCCUUCAGUAAACGAAGUGAGAUCUACAUGCGUCGUCCUGUGCCUGGGGCUACAUCUAACCCACCUUCAUUGAAAUGUCCCGCGUUGCUUGUUGCUGGUGAUUAUUCACCACAUCUUGAAGAUGUUUUGUACACAAUGUCUCAUCUGGAUCCAGUGUAUUCAUCCUUGAUGGAAGUUGCAGACAGUGGUGGCACACCACUGGAAGAGCAACCAGCUAAAAUGGCCAACGCAUUAAGACUUUUCCUUCAAGGUUUGGGAUUUGUUCCAAGCCUAGUUCCAUUGAAACCGCAAAGGCCUUACGAUCCAAAGGACCAUCAUCCACCUAUAAAAGUGUAAAAAUCUUUCGGUCAGGUAGAAUGUCAAAAGUACAAAGAGAUUUUUCAACAAACAUAAAAUAUGUAUGUAUUUUCUUCAUUUCAUUAAUGAGAUUUUGUCAUCAAUAAGAAAAUUAUAUUUUAAUGUUUGUAAUGCUAAAACUUGUUUGUUUUUAGCAAUCAUUUAUAUUAUUAUCAAGCAAUAAAACUACUAUUAAGAAACAUGAA